CACCACCGGCUCGAGUGCCGUUUUCACCGUUUGCUACGCGAUCACUACCGAUGGUGCGACCUAGAAAGUGACCAUUAGCUGUCCACCAGCGACACCGUGAUGACCUUCCAGCGAACUCUAAACACUCCCACUACACACGAGCACGCGUGCCCGCAAUGAUGAGAAGAUUUCGCAAUUUUCCAAUCGGCGUGAAAAAGCCACACGUCAUAUAAAACUGAUCGGCCGGUGAUUUUUCCAAUCAAAACCGUGUCGGGUGAGUUAGUGCGAGGAGUGUUUGGCUGCAGUGCGUGAUCCUCUAUCAAUACAUCAUGAAGGUUCUGAUAGCAGCAGUGUCAGUUCUAGCACUUGCCAGUGCUCAGCAGUUGAUUGAUCCGUCGUACUACAAUGAGGGUUUGGUGCAGUACAACGACUGGCAGCCAAUUGUUGGUCCGAAUGUAGUGAAUCCAUACGCCGUUCCACAGCUCCUACCAGCUCAGCAGUAUCCAUUUGUCCAGCCCGUACCGGCAGCACAGCUUCCACCAGUUCCUGUGCCAUUCCCAGCUCAAUAUCCGCUACCGUAUGCUGGGCAGUAUCCUUUCCAGCUCCCGAUUCAGGUGCCACAACCGCAAGUGCCUCAAGUGCCUCAACAGCAACAACUGCUGCCAGGACUGGUUGUACCUCCGUACGCCAACGUACAGCAGGUCGGUGCCCCUCAAGUGCAGGUCGUACGCCACGGACUUCCACACUCGGAUGCAGCAGCCGUUUCCUACUCCUCGCUAAACUACGGUACCAAUAACAAUGCCCAGCCAGCGGCACUCCCAACGCCACCAGCGGUCGUCGCAGCUCCAGCGCCCUCUAGCGGUGUAAACAGCGGAUCGGCUGGCCCAGUAACGUCCGGUGCGAGUGGUGCGACAGUGGUGAAGGACAUUGCCACCUUCGGCACGGAGUAUGGUACUGGGGCGGACAAGUCACCCGUCGCGCGGUACGAAGCCAUUAACGCCGGCUCGGUACACGUUGCACCGCUGCCGGGACACACCGUCGACCAGAAGCUGAUCGCACCCGGCACCACCGAACAGAAGCUGUAGAACAGAAGCGGCUUCCAGCCGGUUUUAGCGCCUUUUAAUCAUACCCAUAAAUCGGUUCAUGGUUCCGUUUGCUAGCGAAAUUGAUGUUGCCGUAGUGCUGUAAACAAAUAAAGCUACAUGGUAAUAAAAUUAACAGUAGGAUGAUGAAUUCUUGAUGCAGUGGUGUCUUGGAACGAUCAUCAGGCUUGUGUGACGAA
Molecule: messenger RNA, 1261 nt
Organism: Anopheles gambiae (African malaria mosquito)
Lineage: Eukaryota; Metazoa; Arthropoda; Insecta; Diptera; Culicidae
Exons: 2
Coding region: 309-1064 (251 amino acids)
Source: RefSeq, a predicted model, not a curated record